UUUCCCCUAGGAAUGGAUAAAUUGGUUUUCCGUCCAUACAAAAGGCCAAAUGCUCUCUAUCGGCUGAUUUGCUUUCCUUGGGCUGGAGGUAACUGUUCUUUCUUUGCUCGAUGGGGCGAAGUCUUCAGCAGCACAAUUGAAGUGUCCGUUAUAAGGCUUCCUGGAAGAGAAUGUCGUGCUAAGGAGCCUUUUGCAAAAGACAUGACAGAAGUAAUUAAUGAAAUAACAAGUGUUUUGUUAAAAGAGCUGCAAGAAAAACCCUUUGCAUUUUUUGGUCACAGUUUUGGAUCUUAUGUUAGUUAUGCACUUGCAGUACACUUGAAAGAGGAGUAUGGACUAGAGCCGGUCCAUCUUUUUUUCUCAGGGGCAUAUGGCCCAAAAAGUGAAUAUUUUUCUGUGUUGAGCAAACUCCAUGAAAUAGAAGAUACUCGCAUUCUCGGAUAUUUUGAGGAGUUAGGAGGAGUUCCUCCUGAGUUUCUGCAAAAUGAACAAAUCACCAGACGUUUGCUAUUUACUUUAAAACAAGACCAGAAAAUUCUUCGGACGUAUCCUCUUCACGAUAUAAGAAGGAAAUACUUCUCUUGUGAUGUUACCUGCUUUAACGGGUCUGAUGAAGCAAAGCAAGAUUCAGAAGCCUGGCUUGCUGCAACCAGUGGAGAUACUGCCAUUUACAAUCUUCCUGGAAAUCACUUUUACCUACUGGAGCCUUCUAAUGAAACUUUCUUGAUAAAACACAUGACCAAAUGUAUAGAAAAUUCUGACAUAUGA
Messenger RNA from Cygnus atratus (black swan), 768 nucleotides. It is a transcript of the gene OLAH, whose product is annotated as oleoyl-ACP hydrolase. The coding region runs from base 13 to 768 and encodes 251 amino acids. The transcript is spliced from 6 exons. Lineage: Eukaryota; Metazoa; Chordata; Aves; Anseriformes; Anatidae. The record is from RefSeq and is a predicted model, not a curated record. Gene Ontology annotation, biological process: lipid biosynthetic process.